UCCCCGGCGGCUCUGCAGGAGGACGCCGGGCGCUGGAGGCAGAGCUGAGCGGAGCGAGCGCCGCGCACCCCGCCGUGCCCCAGUACCCGUCCUGCCCGCCUCACAAGCAGCGCAGCCUCUCGCCGAUUGUAUGGUCCAGGCCUCGAUGAAGAGCCCAAACAUGGAGACGUUCAAGCAGCAGAAGGUGGAGGAUUUUUAUGACAUUGGAGAGGAGCUGGGGAGCGGCCAGUUUGCCAUCGUGAAGAAGUGCCGGGAGAAGAGCACAGGGCUGGAGUAUGCGGCCAAGUUCAUCAAGAAGAGGCAGAGCCGGGCCAGCCGUCGGGGCGUGUGCCGGGAGGAAAUCGAGAGGGAGGUGAGCAUCCUGCGGCAGGUGCUGCACCCCAACAUCAUCACGCUGCACGACGUCUAUGAGAACCGCACCGACGUGGUGCUCAUCCUCGAGCUAGUGUCUGGCGGAGAACUGUUCGAUUUCCUGGCCCAGAAGGAGUCGUUGAGUGAGGAGGAGGCCACCAGCUUCAUUAAGCAGAUCCUGGACGGGGUGAACUACCUUCACACAAAGAAAAUUGCCCACUUUGAUCUCAAGCCAGAAAACAUUAUGUUGUUAGACAAGACAAUCCCCAUUCCACACAUCAAACUGAUUGACUUUGGCUUGGCUCAUGAAAUAGAAGAUGGAGUUGAAUUUAAAAACAUUUUCGGGACACCGGAAUUUGUCGCUCCAGAAAUCGUGAACUAUGAGCCCCUGGGACUGGAGGCCGACAUGUGGAGCAUCGGCGUCAUCACCUACAUCCUACUAAGUGGAGCAUCCCCCUUCCUGGGAGACACGAAGCAAGAAACACUGGCAAACAUCACAGCUGUGAGUUAUGACUUUGAUGAGGAAUUCUUCAGCCAGACAAGUGAACUGGCCAAGGACUUCAUUCGGAAGCUUCUUGUGAAGGAGACACGGAAACGGCUUACCAUCCAAGAGGCUCUCAGACAUCCCUGGAUCAUGUCAAAAGGAGAAGCCAGAGCCCCUGAACAGUGGAAGACACAACCUGCCCAGCUGAAGACCAAACGCCUGAGAGAGUAUACCCUCAAAUGCCACUCAAGCAUGCCCCCCAACAACACUUAUGUCAACUUUGAGCGCUUUGCCCAUGUGGUAGAGGAUGUGGCCCAGGUGGACAAGGGAUGCCUGGCCCUAGCAGGAGCCCAUGAUACCCUGCAGGAUGAUGUGGAGGCCUUGCUCGCUAUCUACAAUGAGAAGGAUGCUUGGUACCGGGAGGAGAAUGAGAAUGCCCGCCAUAACCUGUCCCAGCUCAAGUAUGAGUUCCGCAAGGUGAAGUCCCUGAAGAAGCUCCUGAGAGAAGACAUCCGGACCACGGGGGCCGGCCUUGGAGGUGUAGCCAGGAAGCUGGACCAUCUGCAGGUGCAGUUUGAGGCUUUGAGGCAGCAGCUCUCAGCAGACAUCCAGUGGAUGCAGGAGCUGGUGGGCAGUUUUGAGCUGGAGAGUGGGAACACAGAUGGCUUCAGUCUGGGCUCCAUGUUCCACCAGAACACCAGUGAGUCCCUAUCGGAGCUGCUCAACAGACCACACGUGGAGGAAAUCCUGGCCGGCUUGAAGCUCUGAGCACGAGUCUAGUCAUAGUGCAUUCCCAGUGCUUUGCAGAAGCAUGCUGUCUUCCACUCUACUGGGGUACCCCACCGGAUUUAUCCCGCAGAGUGUGUGUCUUCAGCCCUUCUACUCCCUCUAGAGCUCCCCAGCCACUAGGGUGCUAGUUAGUGGCUUACUUUGCACCCCCCUCACCAGCCUGACUUUCUGAGAGGGUUCUGACAAAGCAGCUGAGCCGUGGAAAUAAUUAGAAAAUGUAUCCCCUCAGCGUGCUCUUCUCUGGGGGCUAUCUGCCGGGCCCCAGGAGAUUCUUGAUAACUGAGCAACGAGGAUUGAUUGACACACCUCUCAUGUUCCGUCUGCAUGCCUUGGUGCAGAUCUUGGCUAAUGAUCAACAUAACUCAGAAUAACUUAGCUGGCAGGGUGCUUUCCGGUUACAAAGUUGGGGUUUUAAAAUAUAGAGAGAAAAUACUAACUUUCUUUUAAAUUGUCUUCUUACUCAUCAAGUCUUGAUGUCUGUGACCUUAUUGGAUCCUUAAAGAACUCUAUGAGAUAAGAGGCUGGAAUAUAGCUCAGGUUUUAGAGGGUUCGCCUAGCAUCCACAGAGCUCUGGGUUAGAUCCCCAGCACAGCAUAGACUGAGCUUGGUAGUACACACCUCUAUCUGGUACUUAAGAGGAGGAGUCAAAAGAAUUGGGAGUUCAGAGUUAUCUCUGGCUACGCAUUGCUUUUGAGUUAAAGGCCAGCCUGGGCUCUAUGGGCCCCUGUCUCGAGGUGGGGAGGGGCUCUGUGAGCUCUGUGAGAAGGUGAAUGACAGUGUUAUUACUAUUCAUUUCUGUCACCAGUGAAGAAAUUGACUCAGAGAAGAGGAAUGAGUUAGGAUCAUUCAUAGUCUGUUGGAAACUCAGGGUGCCCGUGUUUGAGGUGAGGUAUGGAGAAAGUCUAGUGAAGCUUAGCAGUAAUGUCCACCAUAAUACUAAAGUUCUGAUCCCAGAGGCUAAGGGUUCAACUUUGCAUUGAGAAUGAAGACAGGAGGCUCACAAGGAAGUGGUUACUCACAUUCUAGGCCAGUGGGCCUGAAGUCUGGAAACCCAGAGAGCUUUGGGAAGCACAGUGCUCACUGGGCUCUUCUAGCUUCAAAACUUUGAGCAUCAUGAGGUUUGUGUGAUGUCACCUCCCUUCCCUAGGAGGAAGGCCCAUCAAUACUUUCAUGCAGACAGCACAUAGACCCUGGACCCUGGACCCCACGUGGUGCUAGGAGUUUGGGAUUGGGGGCAAACUGUAUUGUUUCAAAUACCUCCACAGCCUCACAGAACACCCAUCAUAAUUGUAUUAAAUAUUAUCUCAGGUUAGUGAGAAACAAAGAAAGAAUGUGACUUGUCCCGGGUCACCACGUUAGUGAUAAAAGUGGGAGCCUUCUGAUGAGUCUGUAGCUCUUUCUGAUUCUCUUAACCGCUUGGAUUCUAGGAACUUAUGCUCUGCUUGAGAAGUGGGUGUUACCCAAGUUCAUCGAUCCAUUCAGACAUAGUUAGCAGGCACCUGCCAGUUUCCAAAUAAUUGACUUGAAUCUGGGGACGUGGUGUUAAGUAAUAUCAAACUGAUUUUCUACUUCCUCAGAGUUCUCAGUUGAGUGAUAGAUUCUAGCAUUAAUCAAGAAUUAUAUAACUGCAAAACUCAACUGGUUCCUAUGCUAUGAAAGAGAAGGCAUCUCUGCAAGCCCUACAGUAUGUGAGAGAG
Messenger RNA from Arvicola amphibius (Eurasian water vole), 3321 nucleotides. RefSeq names its product death associated protein kinase 2 (gene Dapk2). Gene Ontology annotation, biological process: protein phosphorylation; intracellular signal transduction; positive regulation of apoptotic process. Gene Ontology annotation, cellular component: nucleus; cytoplasm. The transcript has 10 exons. The coding region runs from base 131 to 1603 and encodes 490 amino acids. Lineage: Eukaryota; Metazoa; Chordata; Mammalia; Rodentia; Cricetidae. Gene Ontology annotation, molecular function: ATP binding; protein serine/threonine kinase activity. The record is from RefSeq and is a predicted model, not a curated record.